AUGAGGCGCACUGCCCCCUCCUUCUCCUUUGGAAGCAGCACCAGAUCGCAGAUGUCGAAAGCGUUCAUUUCGCGCGAGCAUGCUAAGGUGACGGGGAAUCCGACGACGCCAGGGCCAGUGUACAGCGUGCAGUCUUCAGUCGGCACGCAGCCCGAGGCUCGCUCUCGCACCGCACCGGCGACGCAGUUUGGAACGUCCAAACGCUUCCCUUCCGCCAAGAGGUGCUCGACGCCAGGGCCGGGCACGUAUCCUGCACACGCCACGUUUGGGCGGCAGUCAGUCUCUUCCUGGCAGUCGCCAGCAACGUACGGUUUUGGCAGCAUGCCGCGCGAGGAUGGGGAGAAGGUGUACGUCUCGGAGGAGAUGGCACGGAUGAAGGCUGGCGCAGAGUCGCCGCCUGCCAAGUACAGCCUCCCCGGCUCGUUCGGGUCGCAGCAGCACUCUCGUAAGUGCUCCGCUCCGGGGUACCGCCUUGGAACGUCGCAGCGCUUCCCGCCUGCCCGACAGCACAGCGCGCCAGGCCCAAUCUACAAGCCAGUCGUGUGCGCCGUCGGACGCCAGUUUCUCUCGCCGCACUCCUCUCCGCCGGCCUUCGGCUUCGGCACAUCGAGCCGCGAGAACCAGCAGCGGCGGUAUCUCUCGCGCGAACACGCCCUGGCGGCGAGUAGGGGUCGCGAUUCGCCUGCUCCAGCGAGCUACAAGCUCCAGGACGGCGUGGGCAAGCAGGUCCUGUCUCGCAACGCCUCGGGCGCGUCGUUCUCCUUCUCAUCGAGCAGUGGCCGGUGGACGCCCGCGACCAAGGCGGCCGCUGACGUACCCGGGCCGGGCGCGUACCUUGUGUGA
Emiliania huxleyi CCMP1516 is the source of this 843-nucleotide messenger RNA. RefSeq lists its product as hypothetical. The record is from RefSeq and is a predicted model, not a curated record. The coding region runs from base 1 to 843 and encodes 280 amino acids. NCBI's taxonomy places the organism in Eukaryota, Haptophyta, Isochrysidales, Noelaerhabdaceae. The transcript has a single exon.